UUGCCUUGAUUAGUUCAGCCACUUGUCUCUAUAUAAUGGAAUUAAUGCGCAAACCUGUACAGGAGGAACCUGAGGAACUCUCUGAUAAGGACUUUGAAAGUCCUGUGGUCUGGAGGAGAGGUCAUACAGUGUCACCUUCCACAAGUGAAAGUGAGCUCAUCAGUCACGGGUGUGAAAGUGACAGACUGCAACAAAGUCCAUCGCGUCAAAGAAGAAUGCGGAGAACAGUGCCUUCAUCACCGAGGGAAAGUGAGGCCAGAUGUCAGGAGACAGAGAGCAGCACUAAAGAGAGUGAAAGUCAGGGCCAGGCAGGGGACCUGAGACAAGUGUUUCCUUAUAAUGUGGCAGAAUUUGUCCCUGUUUAUCUGGAGGAAGAUGAGGCUCUCGAAGAGACAAUUCAGCGUAGUCUACUAGAAGAGUGUGAUAGACCUGCUGUUAAUACUUUAAAGUCAUCUGAAAUGUUGAGCAAAGAAGAAAUUGCAGGCCUUCUACAAGCUCACAGUGAGAGAGUUAUUACAUUGGGAACAAGACAGAUCUAUAUCAGUCGAGCCAGUGUUUGGACCACAGCCUUACGUGUGUUAAAGAGACCUGGUUUUGCAAAAAGCUGUGACAGGCUCUAUGUCACAUUUGCAAGCGAUGAGCAUGAUGCUGGGGAAAAUGCUGCUGACCUUUGGGGUCCUAGACGAGAGUUUUUCCGCUUACUGGUGAAGGCUAUCUUCCAGGACAGUGGCUCUUUUGAAGGCACACCCAAUGGAUGCACACCAAGACUGAACAUGCUCCACUUGCAAAAUGGAGUGAAUCGAACCAUUGGCAGGAUGAUGUCUACAAUAACAGUGCAAGGGGGUGAACCACCUGCAUUCCUGUCCCCGAGUGUAGUGGACUACAUUGUGUCUGGGGACAUCCUUCAAGCUCACGUGACACCUGAUGAUAUAGGUGACCCUGAUUUAAGGGAGAAUCUCAAUAAGGUUCAACAUGCAACCUUGCAGAAUGAUUUAGAGAAAGCAGUCAGUUGCUGUAACUCAUUGUGAUAUCAAGUUGAGGGUCUUCCACUUGUAGUCACCAUGGCCAACAGAGAUGUGUUUGUGAAACAUGCAGUUCUAUAUCAUACUGUUGUGCAAAGGCAGAGCUGUCUUGAUCAACUAAUAGAUGGUGUGUCCCAUUAUGGAGUUUUGUCACCCAGCUUGCGUGUGCUGCUUGACAUACCAGGAGAGGACAAAGGUCAAGAAGCUGAUUUUGUAGCUGGUAUUCUCAAACCAAGCUACUCUGUACUGGGGAGCAACAGAAGAGCUAAAGAGGAGUUGAUGGUGGUCAAAUUUAGGAAGUUUGUACAAUGUGUUUAAAGUAAGUAUG
Molecule: messenger RNA, 1350 nt
Organism: Etheostoma cragini (Arkansas darter)
Lineage: Eukaryota; Metazoa; Chordata; Actinopteri; Perciformes; Percidae
Exons: 10
Coding region: 36-1028 (330 amino acids)
Molecular function (GO): ubiquitin-protein transferase activity
Source: RefSeq, a predicted model, not a curated record